AAAAUUGAUGAAAACCCAAUAGACCCAAAUGGUUAAAAAGUAAUAAAAAUCCAAGUCCUGCACAAAAUCCCAGGCAGUCUCUCUUCUCUCCUUUCACUUGCUUAUCAUUCUUUUCCCUUCAAUUUGCCCCCCCUUGUCUCGUAUUUUCCACUCAACCAAACACAACAUAUAUGCAAAUUAUUUUGUAUGUGUAUGUGAAUAAAAAUUAUGUAUUGGACUUUUGGUCCUAAAUCUUCUUCUCCUUUCUCUUUCUCGCUCCAAAAAUUGUUUUUCCUUUGAUCCCUCUCUCCAAUGCAACCCUUAAUCCUCUACAUGUAAUCCCACAUUAGCUUCCAUAAACCCUCUCGAUCUCUCCAACCAUGUCCCUUGAACAGCUUUCCUCAUCUCCGAUCCCCCUAAACGACACCCCGCACUCCGCCACUGCUUCAAACCACUCCUCCGCCCCUCAUGACGAGGGAACUCCACCACCGGUGCCGUCUCCGGCCCCGGCGCCACCUAUCAACAGGAGCAAUCGACCGUCCCGCGCUUGCACUAUUCGCGCCGCCGAGAGGCUUCAGGCUGCCCAGCAGCAGGCUGCGAUCGAGCGGAAGCAGAAACCCAAGAAGGACCAGCAGCAACAGCAGCGAUGCGAUGAGUCUCUGCAGCAGAAAGAGCAAUGCAGCGCCAGCAGUAAGAUCAUUACCCCGCUGGUUGGGCCACCCGAGCCAGCACAGUUGCUGAGGUGGAGCCUCCGCUCCAUGUGGGAAUUAGCUUCCAUACUUAAUUUCUUGCAUGUAUUUAGGCAUCUGUUGAAUAUACAGGUUGAGUUUUCAGCCGAGGAGUUUGAGACAGCUUUGAUUACACCAAAUGACACUUUGGGAGAUAUUCAUAUACCCUUACUAAAGGCAAUUCCUCCUAUUACCCGAAUUGCCCUAACACGAGAUACUUGGAUAACUGUUUUGUGCAGAAAAUUAAGAGACUGGUGGCACUGGGUUGCAGAUGGGGAACUUCCCAUAGUUGCUUCACAUGGGGUUGAGAUUGAAGUGUAUAAAACUCUUGAUCCGGGCAUCCGUGUGGUGAUCUUGAAAGCGCUAUGCGACAUUCGUGUUGAGCAAGAAGAUAUUCGGAAUUAUAUUGACAACUCCAUUAAACAUGGUAUUCAACUUUCUGUAUUUCGUAAAGAACGUGUCGGGGGUGAUUCACAAGGAAUUAAUUACUGGUAUGAGGACGAUCCAAUAAUUGGUCAUCGAUUAUACCGGGAAAUAAGAAAAGUUGAGGUGAAGAAGGCAAAGGCAAAAGGUUCCCAGGUCCUUCCCAAUGCAACAUACCAGUGGGAAACAGUUGCCACUAAUUUUGAUGAAUUUCAAGAUGUUUCUGAGAAGCUUUUUACAAGUAAAAAUAGGACAGAGGCUUCGUUAGGGAAGAAGCUAAAGAAUGACAUGCUUCCUGAGAUUGAGAAGGUUCACAAGAGGAAAGAAAGGUUGCUGAAAAAGCAACAUAGACAGGCUCUACUUCUUGAUAACUUCUUGAGUGUGGAUGGACUCUCACUAGGACGAUCACUUCGUGACAGAAAGCCUGUUACUUAUACUUUUGAUGAUUAUGACCGGUCAAUCAAUGAGGCUAUUAAAAUAACCAAGCAAAAACCGCCAUCCCCAGAGCAUAUUCACAGAAGAGAAGAUAUUAUGAAACCUGAAGCUUCAACAAAUGGUAAAUGGAGUGGUCCUUCACACGUACCUGAACAUGGCACCUUCAGUUUGACAAACCCGAAUUCCCCCAGUUAUGAUGAUAUUGAUGAAGAUCAUAAACCUGAAUUGUUGGACCGAAGCAAUAGGCGAAGGCAGCGGCCUCAACGGUAUUCAGCAAAAGAGUUUGUUGAAGCAGUUUCUGAUAAUGAAGCAGACUUUGACAGUGAUGAUGACAUAGUUGGAGAAGCCGUAUAUGAUGAAGAAUACUUGAGGAAACGUAAACAGAGGAGGAAGCUGUCAAGUAGCUCGGAAGGGGAUGAGGAGUAUCGAUAUGAUGAAGAAAAUGGUGAAGAAGAGGAAGAGGAGGAAGAAGAAGAGGAUUCAUCAAGUAUCAGCGAGGACAGUGAUGAGCCCCAAAAAUUUAAGAGACUGCCAGGCCGAACACGGAGGGAAACUAAAUUAAGGUCUGUUGACGAGCUCCAAUCAGGUUUGAGACGCAGUAAGAGGGCUACUCGAAACCGGGUUAAUUACCGGCAAUAUGAGCUGUCAGAAUCAGAUACAGAAUCAAGGAAACCUGAAAAAUCAAAUCCAUCCGAUGAAUAUUUGGAUGCUAGUGAGAAUGCUGAGUAUUCAGCUGGAAGUCAAGAUUCUGAUAACAAUGAGGAUGAAGAACAAGAUAUGAAAGUUGAUCAGCCUGUUAAAGGUUACACCGAGGCACAUGGGAAAGAGCAAAAUCAACCACCAGAGAAAUCAAAUAGCCCUAGCCCAGAUGAAGUUGAGGGUGUAAGAAACAGGCGUUUCCUUGAUCUAAAUGAACUUGCUCCAGGCUCUGGUUUUGAUGAUGGUCCAAACACAAUAAUGAAAGAUGAAGAUAGAGAGAAUUUUUAAGUUAACCUCUCUGCUGGAAAACAUGGUUUGCCAUUUUCUCUGGGGAAGCUUGAUGUACGAUAGUAGGAAAAAAGAUAUAUAUAAAUUUUGUGAUAAGCCUGUGGAAGAAACUACAGUCAAAGUUCUUCCAUGGUGUAAGUUAAACAGCCUGAUCCAAUCAUUCAGGAUUUGCUGCAGGGAGCAGCUUGAUGCCGAGAGUAUGUAGAUUAGGUAGUCAUUUUUUAGUAUGCCUACAUUCAUAGAAACCUACAAGGGGUGAAUUAGAAUUCAUUGGGAUUUUGUUAUCUUAUCCUAUCAAUGUACAAUAACCUUAACUGAUAUUGUAACUGAAAACUUGGCUUUUAGAUGUUC
Molecule: messenger RNA, 2903 nt
Organism: Manihot esculenta (cassava)
Lineage: Eukaryota; Viridiplantae; Streptophyta; Magnoliopsida; Malpighiales; Euphorbiaceae
Product: DDT domain-containing protein DDR4
Exons: 12
Coding region: 360-2552 (730 amino acids)
Biological process (GO): regulation of DNA-templated transcription
Cellular component (GO): RSF complex
Source: RefSeq, a predicted model, not a curated record